UAUACUCUGUUUUCUGCCAAUCAGCACACAAGUGCACAAUAAAGACGGACUCAUCAGCAGCAUGGCUGUCAGUAUAUAUUUGAAGCUUGGACGAUGCGUUUCCUCUCGUCACGUUGUUUUUUUUUGUUUGUGCAUUUUGACGAAAAUGUUAUCGUGUAUGAAUUUCAGUGGUUUAAAAUAUGGAAAGAUUUUGGUGCAGUGACGUGAUAUGUGUCUUUUUACACAAGGUGGAAAUAUAGACAGCUUGCCGUUUUAUUGAUUCAACAUUAUGACGUCACGGCUAGAUCGGUUGUUCGUGUUGCUGGAGGCGGGUGCCGGUGCCGCUACACGGCGGGCUGCAUCCCGACAGCUCGGCGAGGUGCAGAAAGCCCGGCCUGAGGAGCUCCACCGUUUGCUCGCUCGUCUUAUGAAGCACCUGCGCUCGCCUGCCUGGGAGACGAGGAUUGCGGCCACGCAGGCCGUUGGAGCGAUAUUGUCCAAUGUUCCGGAAUGGCAUCCACCCCUCGUCACCGUUGCCAAAGAAGAGGAAACUGAACAAGAUGACAACGGGCGACUGCGUUGCGAAACGUUUGACAUAGAACGUGUCCUCGAACAUGGCGCCCACCUCAUGGGCUCCGAGGGACAUGAAUAUGACAUAGACGAAGAAUCGCUGUCUGCUGCAGACAUGAAGGAGAGCUUGGCGAAGCAGAGGCAGCAACUCAACGCACGGUUAGGUUUAGAUGUGGCGUGUUCAUUGGGAGUGGAUUUGAGUGGGAUGUACACCAACGAAGACCUGUGUCCUGUGAAGACUCCCACGAAGAUUGAAGUGACAACAAGGCGACCGGUACAGGAGCUAGUCGCCUGCAAAGGCCUGAGUUCGCGUGAAAUGAACCUCGCGAAGCGUCGCGCGCGCGCAGCCUUCAGUAAGCAGAAGUCACGUGACUGUGACGACGGCGCCUCGACCGCUCCCCUCACCCCCAUUACCCCCACCGCUCCCGCGCCAACUUCCCCUCUCGAACCCGAGCGCAAGAAGAUGAAGAUCGAGCACGUCGAUGAAUCUCUCUGUGAAGUCGCAUGUGCGGUCCCGCGUCACGACGGCUCGUGGGGAGAAGGGGUGCGCUGGCCGCUGGAGGCGUGGUGCGGCGCGCUGCAGGCGCAGCUGUUCAGCGCCGCCUGGGAGGCGAGGCACGGGGCCGCCGGCGCGCUGCGGGAGCUGCUGCGAGCCAAGAUAGCGGCCUCCGCGGGGCAGCGGGCCGGCAUGACCGCGCAGCAGAUGGAGGACGCUCAUCAGGAGUGGCUGGAGGAUAUGUCGCUGCGGUUGCUCUGCGUGCUCGCAUUGGACAGAUUCGGCGACUUCGUAUCGGAUCAGGUGGUGGCGCCGGUGCGCGAGACGUGCGCGCAGACGCUGGGCGUGGCGCUGGCGCAGCUGCGGGCGGAGCGCGUGCGGCUGGUGGCGGAGCGCGCGGCGGCGCUGGCGCGGCAGCCGCAGUGGGAGGCCCGCCACGGCGCGCUGCUGGCCUUCAAGUACCUGCUGGCCGCGCGCCAGCAGCUGGCCGUGGAGUGCGGCGCGCUGGAGCUGCUGACGGCGGGGCUGGAGGACGGCGCGGACGACGUGUCGGGCGCGGCGGCGGGCGCGCUGGCGCCGGCGGCCACGGCGCUGGCGGCGGCGCGGCCCGAGCGCCUGGCGCGCCUGGCCGCCCGCCUGUGGCGCCUGCUGCGCGACCAGGACGACCUGGCGGCGCCCGCGCACGCCUACAUGGCGCUGCUGGCCGAGCUCUUGGCGCUGCCGGCCGCCGCCUCCGAGCUGCACCCUAUCGAUCUAUCUGACGUUCUGCCGAGACUCUGGCCGUACCUAGAUCACACGACCAGCUCCGUGCGGAAGGCGACGCUGCAAACUCUGCGUACUCUCACGCGACCCCUCGUAACGACUGGCACGAAUGGUCAGACCAAUGGCAACGAGGACAGCUGUGAAACCAAUUGUGACGCGAAAAACACAAAUUGUGAAAACGCAGGUCACGGCACAAAGGACACGAGUGAAGUGAAGUGUGACAAUGAUGAAAACGGUCAGUACCUCAACUGGACGCCAGAGUUGUUGCAAGAGGCUAUGAGGUACAUAUAUCAGAGGGUGCUGUUCGAGCAUGUACAUGAAAUACAAGAGAUUGCUGUGCAGGUGUGGGAGAACAUCCUGCGGCACGCGGCGCUGGGCACGGUGCUGGUGGCCACGUGCCCGCUGCUGGCGCUGUGGCUGUGUCUCGCCAUGCAGCCCGCGCGCCUGCCGCUGGAGCCCGCGCUGCUGCUGCACCCGCCGCCCAAGGAGCGACGAGCGCGCGCGACCAGCGGCGGCGAGCCCGUGGGGGGCGACGCGGGGGGCGACGCGGGGGAGGCCGGGCUGCGCGCCGGACAGAAGUGGUUCCUGGGCGGGGGGGAGAGCCAGCCCGCCGCGCUGCGGGACGCCAACGUGACGCGCGCGCGCUGUCUCGCCGCGGAGAUGCUGGGUUAUCUAUCCUGCUAUCUCGUCCAGCCGGCCCCCGGCAUCGAAUAUAAGGCAGAGGAUGAAAGUCCUAUCGAUUGUUAUGUGAAGGUGAUGGUGGUGUACCUGCGCUCGGGCAGCGCGCUGCAGCGGCUGGUGGCGGGGCUCGUGGUGGCGGCGUGGGCGCGGCGCGGCGCCACCCACGAGCGCUACCCGACCGACCCGCAGGAUGAGAACAAUAUGAAUGAAAAACAAAACGAUAUAUCGAAGCUGAAGUCACCACUCCUAGUCACAACUCUUCACACUGCUUUAAAUCAAAACCUGUAUUACGACGAAGUUGCCUUAAACUGUAAUCGGAUACUGCAAGAGACGCGUGAUUUAUUGGCAAUGAUGAAGCAUUACAAGCUGCCCGUCGAAAACGAAGAAUUCAACAAUAUCAUAAGGCUUGAGCAGGUGUCGGCGAUGACUGCGAUGACGCAGCCGCUGGUGGCGGCGCUGAAGACGAAGCGCGUGGCCAGCUCGCUGGAGGAGAGGCGAGCCGCGCUGGCCGCCAGCGUCGCCGCCUGCUGCCGCGACCAGGCCGCGCUCAACGUGUCCGUGCAGGCGGCGCUGGCCAGCGCGGCGGCGCACCUGGGCGCGCUGCCCGAGCGCCUCAACCCGGUGGUGCGGCCGCUCAUGGACAGCGUGAAGCGCGAGUGCUCCGAGGAGCUGCAGCGGGGCUCGGCGCGCACGCUGGCGGCGCUGCUGGCGCAGCUCGUGCGCAGGGAGCCCUGCCCCAACAACAAGGUGCUCGUCAACCUGAAGGCCUUCCUCAGAUGUGAUCCUGAGUUUACACCCCGCAUAUCACUCGACCACACGGAGGAUGCAAACGGUGACUCGGGUAGUGGCGAUAGCGGCGGCGAAAGCAAGACCGAUGUGCAUUCUAGUCAUGGACCCGCAUUGGAUAAGUAUAAUGGUAUCCUCACACUGCGAGAGCAACAACGCAACGCCGAACGAGUAGUGCCGCGUCGCGGACGUCCGCCCGCCGCGCACAACGCGCACAACGCGCACAACGCGCACAAUACACAUAGCGAACUGGGACUCGAACAGCUACUGCCGCAUGAAGAUGAGGCUCGGAAGCUACUCAGAAUACAGAGACGGGGGGCCACAAUGGCUCUUACUAGUCUAACUGAAUAUUUUGGCGAGGAACUCCCGGAGAAAUUGCCUAAACUAUGGGAAUUCAUCACGCAACCAUUCGAGAAAGUUAUGACCGAUGCCGAAUUGGAGAAUUUAGAAGAGGACGCCGGCGAGGAGUUGGUGUCGCGCCUGCAGGUAGUGGAGGCGGUGAGCGGCCACGUGUGCGGCGCGCUGUGGGCGCGCGUGGCGGGCGGCGCGCGCGCGUGCGGGGCGCUCGCCCGCGCGCGGCACACGGCGCUGCGGCACAUGGCGGCGCGCGCGCUGGCCGCGCUCGCCGCGCGCGACCCGCACGCCGUCAUGCAGGCCGUCGUCGGCGAGGUGAUCGAGGCGCUGUCGGACGUGCGCAGCGAGCGCGUGCGGUGCGGCGCGGCGGAGGCGCUGGCGCGCGCGGUGGACGCGCUGCAGCUGCAGCUCGUGCCCUACAUCGCGCUGCUCGUCGUGCCGCUGCUAGGACGUAUGAGCGAUCACAACGAGGCGGUCCGUAUGAUGUCGACCCGUUGCUUUGCUACAUUAAUUCAACUCAUGCCGCUCGACGGCGCCAUUCCGGAACCCGCGGGCCUCUCGCAGGAACUUCGAGAAAGACGACAGCGGGACAAACAUUUUCUAGAACAGCUUUUCAAUCCUAAGUUCAUCAAGGACUACAAAAUACCUGUACCUGUAUCCGCUGAACUGAGAAGCUAUCAACAGGCGGGAGUGAACUGGCUGCGGUUCCUGAACGAGUACAAGCUGCACGGCGUGCUGUGCGACGACAUGGGGCUGGGCAAGACGCUGCAGUCCAUCGUGGUGGUGGCGGGCUCGCACCACGAGCGCGACGCGCGCGCGCUGCCCGCGCUGCCCUCGCUCGUCGUGUGCCCGCCCACGCUCACCGGUCAUUGGGUUUUCGAAGUUAACAAAUUUAUACCAUCCAAAUAUCUGAAGCCUCUUCAAUACGUCGGACCUCCCGUGGAGCGAGAACGGUUACGGAGUCACGUACAAUUCUACAACCUCAUCGUAGCCUCCUACGACAUCGUGCGGAAGGAUAUUGAAUUCUUUAGCAGUAUUAGAUGGAAUUACUGCAUACUGGACGAGGGUCACGUGAUCAAGAACGGAAAAACUAAAGCGUUUAAAGCGAUAAAGCAGCUGGUGGCAAACCAUCGGCUGAUCCUGUCAGGAACACCUAUUCAGAACAACGUGCUGGAGCUGUGGUCGCUGUUCGACUUCCUGAUGCCCGGGCUGCUGGGCACGGAGCGCCAGUUCACCGCGCGCUACUCGCGGCCCAUCCUCGCCGCCCGCGACCCGCGCGCCUCGCCGCACCACCUGCAGGCCGGCGCGCUCGCCUGCGAGGCGCUGCACCGCCAGGUCCUCCCGUUCCUAUUGCGACGUGUGAAGGAAGACGUGCUACGGGAGCUUCCGCCGAAGAUUACUCAAGACUACUACUGCGACCUGAGCCCGCUGCAGCGCCGGCUCUAUGAGCACUUCUCGCGCGAGCACAUGCCGCAGGAUAUAUCGAACACCUCCGCCCACACUCACGUCUUCCAGGCGCUUCACUACCUGCAGAACGUAUGCAACCACCCGAAACUGGUGCUGAUGGCGGAGCACCCAGAGGCGACACGCGUGGCGCGACAGCUUGCCGCGCAGGGCUCCUCGCUCGACGACAUCGAGCACGGUGCCAAGCUACCAGCACUAAAACAACUACUGCUUGACUGCGGUAUUGGCACUUCGGCGACUGUCGGUGAGUCUGGCGCGGUCGUGUCACAGCACCGAGCGCUGAUCUUCUGCCAGCUAAAGAAGAUGCUUAACAUCGUGGAGCACGACUUGCUGCAGAAGCACCUGCCGGCCGUCACGUAUCUUCGGCUGGACGGCAGCGUGCCCCCACACCAGCGACACGCUAUCGUUACGCGCUUCAACACGGACGUGUCGAUUGACGUCCUACUCUUGACUACCGCUGUGGGUGGACUAGGUCUUAACCUCACCGGUGCGGAUACCGUUAUUUUCGUGGAGCACGACUGGAAUCCCAUGAAGGAUCUUCAAGCCAUGGACCGAGCUCAUCGUAUCGGACAGAAACGAGUCGUCAAUGUGUACCGACUGAUCACUAGGGAUACACUCGAGGAAAAGAUCAUGGGACUACAGAAAUUCAAACUAAUGACAGCAAACACAGUGAUAAGUAGCGAAAAUGCAGCAAUGGAAACGAUGGGCACAGAUCAGCUGCUGGAUCUUUUCCAACUAUCCAGUGGCUCCUCGUCUUCCACGUCGCAGACCCCCAUGCCAGGUGCCAAGUCACUCAUAGAAACUCUUCCAGACCUUUGGGACGAUAAACAGUAUGAAGAAGAGUAUGAUAUGACUAAUUUUGUCAAGAAUCUGAAAACAAUGUAAGCAUAAACUUACGUAAAUAUGAGCAAAGAAAUUAUUUAAAUAGAUUGUAUGAUGUGUAAUGGCCAGUGAGGUACAAUAACGAAUAGGUUUAUAAGAUGAAUAAUUUAUUUUAAAAAAAUUUGUAUGUUUGUAUAAAAAUAAACUAUUUAAAUUAGGCUGAUAAAAAAAUGAGUAAAGGCUUCUUGUGGCUUUUAAACAGUUAAUCGCAAUUGGUUAUUAAGAGAUUUGCUCAAGAUACUACACAUUAAAUAUUAAAGCUUUCCUUUGUACAUUAUAUGCGUAAAUAAAUAUAAGCUAUAGGCAAUUCCAAUAGUAAGAGGAGGAAAUGUUAACUAAACUUUGAAAUAUGUAUACAAAGUAUUUUCUACUUCUAUUUUUAACAAAAUACAAUUACGAUUAACAAUAUAAUUCAUUAAAUUUACAUGAAUGUCUCAAAAGCAAUUUUAUCCAUUUCAAGACACAUUUUAUAUAUUUAUUAGAACAUAUAAUAUCAUCAUGACCGAGAAUGUUUGUAAAAUAAAUGAUGAAUGAAUUUACUUUAAUUUAAAUUUACUUUAGUUUUGUGAUAGUUAAAUUUUGGACACAAAAAUCUCUGGUGUUAUGUAAUAUAUAACACAUUUGUAUAUAUUAUCAGAAAAUUUCGUCACAUGUUGUCCCUCCAUGAAGUGGUCCCCAUGUCGAGCUUUCCGUUGGAUUUGCAAACAAUUUCGUGUAAUUCUUCUAGUGCUCGUCAUUGACAUUACUUAUAACUCUCUCUGUUUCUCGAUGUGCUCAAAAAAUUCGGCAUCAAAAGUGUGAAUUCUCCUUCCGCUGAAACAAGCCACUGACACAACUUGAUUGUAGACCCCUGACAGUAGACCGGUUUGGUUAGCACACGAGAUCUUAGAAUAGUACUUUAUCUUGAACCUUAGAACCUUAGAACCUUGUUGCCUAAAGAAGCCAUCCAGUGCUUCCCUAUCAAACCACCUCGCAACGUCGCUGAUGGCUUCGAGAACAGAAAGGUCUUUGUAUGUUCUGAAGAUGAUAUGAAAAACAAUCUGUGAGGCUCUUUCCUCCUCCAUCUGACCGGCGAUAGUAAAUUGUUUACCCAUAAAGGAAGCUCCUUUAUAGGUAUACCAUCCACCAGCGCCUGUCGAACUAAAGAAGAACCUACCUAAGGAAUUUUGUUAGGGUCUUUAUGUGCUACCCAUACUGCAGAGAAAAUUGUGAUUGGAAAGAAGAUCCUUUUCGCUUGUCGUGAGGUUGUGAUAAGUAAUAUUUGUGCCACUAGAAUGAUUAGCAUUGAUAUCUCAGAGGGUUGCUUUGCGAUUUAAGUGAGCUCUAUUACGUCAUCUGUGCAAGGUAUAUGAGCCAUGACCCUCUUUACCGCUGACGUUUACUUCUUCCUAUAAAUCCCCUCGCUACGUAACAUGCACAACCAGGCCGUCAUUGGUCCGAGACUCUGAACGAUGGAAGAUGAAGAUCUUCGCCAGAGAGAAGUCUCUGGCGGAAAUGUGGCCCCUUCUAAAAGAAGAUGAUGAGCACCUGACAAUCCGUAUUUGGAGACAGGAAAGCUCUUAUGUUCGCCAUCCACCUUAGUAAUGGGCAUGUUAUUAUGACCAAGCCUGAAUUAAUUGGUCCUUAAUGAGAAUGCUGGAAACAUAUCCAAGUAUGGUCCCAUGGACCCGUACCAGUUUUCUUUAUCGUUAAUUCCAAACUCCUUAAAUACCAAACCAUUGCUUGCGGCAAAUUAUUUCCACAUAGAGACUAGUCGAUCGGCCAUUUAUUAAUAAAAAGAAAAAAUAAAAUUAUAUUUGGCAUUAUAUCAUUUGAUAUUGAACAUAUUUUAAUUAAAAUAAUUCCUAAGCAACUUAUUCAAUACUUUCUUUACUAUUUAAAACUUAAAUGUGAUAUUCAUUCAUUUUGUUACUUUACUUUCUCUCUAUUGGAUUUGCUAAAAGCAUUAUUAUAGUUAAAUAUUACAUCUUAAAUAAAAUUGUAUUAUUUUUUAUUGAAAAACAGUAUGUGCAAUGUUAUAAAAAGAAAUAAAUUCUUUCAUACCAAAUGAUCCUUUAUUAUAUGAGCAGCAACUAGAGCUAUAGUUUUACAAUAUGAACUUUAAAAUUAUUAUAGAGGCUGAUACUGUGAUUUAAACAAAAUACUGUGAAAAUAUUAUAUUUUUUUGAAUGCAUCAUAUUUGCUUCUUGUAAAUUUUAUGUAUUUUUUAUUAAUCUUUCCAUAUGCUUAUAAUACCAUAUCAAUCAAUAUGACAAAAUUACUAUGAAAUGAGUGGCUUAUAAAUAUUUUUUGAGAAGAAUUUGAUUGCAAAGAAUUAAAUUGGAGACAUAAUUUUUUCUUGUUUAAAAGUUGGUAAACACGAGUACUGUAUGCACUCAAUAUUUAAUUAUUAUCAAUUAAAAUUAUUGUGGUAGCAAUAACAAAAAGUUUUCUUAUUUCCGUAAUAAUUUUAAGUAAUGUAAUAAAUUAUUAUGUUAAAAAUAGCCUUGUUUAAAUAUAUAUGUUGUAACAAGAGUUCAAAUUGUUAUAAUGUCUAAUGCAGCAACUGUAGGGCACGGCCCCUACGGAGCGAAGCGCAGCGCAGCUUAAGGUUUUUACUCUCCAUCAAUUAACAAUUUUGCGUAUGUUAAAAUAAACUGUUUUUAUGAGUACCUGCGCUCCUAAUUAAUAAUCUGUACUGUGCGGCGCGUGUGAAAUCUGCUCAACCUUUCCCUACCUCGCACAUCGUACAUGUGCACCGACCCUUAGAAUAAAAUAUACUUGCUGUCGUUUUAAAUUGUCUAUGCUCACUGCUAAAUUAUUCCCAGUGUACAUUUUUAUAAUCAAAUUAUAAAUAUGUCUAUUUUACUUUACUGAGUUCUAAAACUAAACGAUAGAUAAGUUAGUAGUAACGAAACCAAAAUAAAAUAUGUUAGAUAGUAUAUUAGUCUUGUUAUGCCUCACUGACCCCUUUUGUAUAUCUCAAACAAAUUACAUAUUCAACAUUGCAUGUAAUAAAUCUUAUAGUUUUAUGUAAGUUCCUUUAUAAUAUACCUCAAUAUUUCUUUCUCUAAUACAAAAUUGUUUUAUUUAUUAUAAUAUUUAGCAUGUUAAGAUGGAGUCAACAUCGCUUAGUCAUUUUCGUAGUUCUAGUUAAUAUCUACAGUGGAUUUGUGAUGUUUUCUUUAAAUAUUUUAUUUCAUGAUUUUGCUAUUUAGUACCUGCUCAACAAUACGACGAAAUACGUACUAUUUUUCUGUCAAUUAAGAAGCACUGACUAUUUAUUUAUCGAUUGCCAUCCGAAUUGCAAUAGGAUAAGAUUUGAACUGCCGUUUUAAAAUUCAUAAGAAAUUUGUUUCGCGUUAUUUAUGUCAUGUGAAGUAGAUUAAUGUUUUGUUUUUGUAUUUAAUGUUCAUGGAUUUUUGUUGACAGAAUAAAAUAUCAAAAUAUAUCCUUGACUCCUUUUCUUCAUCUUAGUUUAAGGGUUUAAAUUGUAGCCGUAUUUCUUUAAUA
Messenger RNA from Nymphalis io (European peacock), 9466 nucleotides. RefSeq names its product TATA-binding protein-associated factor 172 (gene Hel89B). The transcript has 33 exons. The record is from RefSeq and is a predicted model, not a curated record. The coding region runs from base 269 to 5977 and encodes 1902 amino acids. Gene Ontology annotation, molecular function: ATP-dependent chromatin remodeler activity; ATP hydrolysis activity; DNA binding. NCBI's taxonomy places the organism in Eukaryota, Metazoa, Arthropoda, Insecta, Lepidoptera, Nymphalidae.